Messenger RNA from Thelazia callipaeda (thelaziosis nematode), 3030 nucleotides. NCBI's taxonomy places the organism in Eukaryota, Metazoa, Nematoda, Chromadorea, Rhabditida, Thelaziidae. The record is from the annotation of a GenBank genome assembly.
AUGGAAGCAUCGAUUACACGUCCCAAGCGACAAUCCAAAUUGCUAAAUUUGAACAGUUUCGAACAACGCGAUGAGUUGGAAGAAAAAUUGGAAAAUGGAUUUAAUAUGGUUCAGAGUCGAAUCACUGGUCUUCCGGAAAAAGAAUCGUAUGACGUCUUGUUACAAAUGGCUGGAGAAACGAAAAUUUUUGAAAGCAUCACGGGCGGACUUCUUUAUGGUUUGCUAACAGAACCACAAAGUGCGCAGAAGUACUUUUCUAUCAUGUCUCUGUUAGCACGAGAUGGCUGGUUUUGUGCCCUAUGCAAUGUCAACAUGAUUUUGUUUGAACUCUACCCAAGAAUGCGUUCGGAAGUACGAGAACAGAUUGUGUAUUUUUUCCGUGAAGCAAUCAAAUCAAACGUGCCAAAGAUUGAUAAUGUACUCAUCAACUACCUUCGCAAUGCAAAUGAUGGUAGUGAUUUGAAAGAAAGUUGUGCAAUUCUGAAAGCAGUUGCUGGGAUGCUAAGCGACAAUCAUACUUGGAUGAGUGAAUUAAAAGCAAAAGCUUCUCUUCUUCCUGUUACCUUGCUUACUUUUACUAGGUUUAUUUGUGACUUAAGUUCUUUCAAUGCAUUCGAGUCAUUACGUACGCAGAUGAUUAAUGUUUGUCACUGGUUGCUGACAGAACGAUUCUCUGAUUGCGCGCAGCUGGGACGAGAUCUGAUCUUAGCAUUAAUGAGAGUAUCAAAAAUACCGCAGUUUGCUGCAAUAUGGAAACAACUUUUGUAUUCACCAAGCAAAUUGGGACUUAAUAGCGUAGAAGAGCUAAUGAGUAGAACAUGCCCACAUACAUUUCCUCUUUAUCGUAUAUCAGUGGCUAUGCAAAGAAAACUGGAAUUUAUGUUUGCAAAAGUGAAACCGGGUACUCAUGAACGGCAUUUGGAAUGGUUUAAAAAGCAAUAUCUCUCGAAUCCAGAAGCUAGUAGUCUGCGAUCUGAACUUGUACGCUGUGCCAUAUUUCUUUCAUGUGGUGAAACACCUCAAAUUGGUCAAGAAAUGAAGGCAUUAUUUAUUGCAUCAAUGUUUUCUCAAACAAAUAGUAUAAUGGAGCAACAGUGGUGUAAACUACACCUUUUUUGGGACUGGUUUUGCUAUGAUCCUGCUACUGGUGGGCAUGUGCUAAUUGAACCUGCUUUUCAUGUACUACGUCACAUGCUACAUGUGCAACCGCUUUUAGCAAAUUCACUUGUUGAUUUCUUAAUACGAAUGAGUUAUGAACUUCAUCCACCUCUGCAGCAACGGAUAGCAACUUCGGUGACAAAUUCGUUCAAAUUUCUUAUAGACCACAAUAUUAUAGGGCCACCUUCUCUGAUUUUUGAUAGUCCUGUACUGCAGAAAGUUAUUAGAGAUACUUUUCGAGACACUUUCCGAGGAUUGUUUCGUCAACCUCAGACAGUGCAAACGCAUCCUCCUGUUGUAGGAUUAGGUAGAAAACUGAACGAACCGCUGAAACGUCUUUCAGAGCCUGGUGAGUUACUAGUGUCGGAUACGGAAGUAACACCAAGUGAAACCACUUCAACAGUAACUGAUGAUGCAACUGGCAUUGAUAUGUCGGCUGCUGAAGACUUAGGAUCAGUUGAUGAUGAAUAUGGAUUAUCAUGUGAAGAGAAAGUUAUGACUCUUCUAGCUGCCGUCAAGGAAGAAUUCCGAGAGCCAGUUGAAAAUUUAUCAACUGCAAAGUAUUCGGAUAAUGACAUGCGUUGUGAAAUGAUGCAAAGAUUGUUGUCUUCCAUCUUCGACAAUGAUGAAUUACUAGAUGAGGAGCAAAUCGAGUUGUUAUCUGAAUGUCUUCUACUUAUUUUGAGAAGGGAUAUUCGAGAUAGGAAACCGCUUUCAGAAAAUUUUCUAGACGUUCCUGAGGUUCUGGAAGAUAUGUUCAAUCAACCGCUUUAUGUGAUAUUCCGAAACAUAUGCUUGACACCUGAUAGUGAUGCUACUAGACAAUCGCUAUUGUCAUUAAUUGUUGAAAUGUGUGAAAAGUGUUCGUCUGUAUCGUAUUUAUUAUUAUUCUUUACUUCCUCAAAUCGCCGAGAUCAGAAUGAUACUGCAGCUGCAGCUUAUGUAGAUCUUUGUCGACUCAUGGAUAAUUCACUAAUUCAACAAAUUGUUUCAGACUUACAGCUUUGUCAUAUUGAUGAUUACGUCUUGUUUGCUCAUCUAAUUCCAUAUGUAUAUGAAAAAUUUGCUGUCGAAGCAAUGGGUAGCAUUGAUCUGAUGAAACUGCUAGCUCACUCAUUAGAUGCACGUCAAAUCGCUGAUCUUAUUGGUGAAAUGAUUCGAGAAAAUAUUUCAUUUUUCAGGAAAGAUUCUUUCCUUCCUAUAGUAAGUGCUUCGCUGUCUUGGGAAACUACAGCUCAGUUUAUCUUUUGGCAAUUGGUGCAUGCUGAAGGCAUUCCUGUGGAUUGGGUCUUGCAAAUUAUUCCUAAACUGCAGUAUCCGAAACAUUCUGAAGCUAUUUCACAAAUUUAUAUCAUGCUUCAAAGAAUGGAUCGUGAGCCUAAUAUGGGCUUAAUACGAAAUCUUUUAUCUCGACCAUCAUCGGAUAUGUUUACCGUCAAUUGUCUGAAGUUAUUGGUUAGAGAUCCAGAUUAUGCAAGUCGUGUAGCAGAAUUGCUGUCCAGUCUCAUCGAUAAAUUGAUUCAGUCUGGUGAUCUUCUUCCUGUUCAUUCAAAGGGAAAACGUCCAGCCCAAAGAUAUGUUUGCUUAGAUCAACUGUUUUUGCAUCUUGACAGGUUUCGUCAAAGUUGCUUAUCCAAAGAUAGCCAUGUUGCUGAAGCCUUUCUAGCUCGCCCUUCCUUGCAAGAAGCAUUUACGACAGCAAGAGCAACUGAAAAAAUAUCCGCCCUUCGAAUACGCUACAAUGAACUUUUUGCUGUAAUGGAAAUAUUAAGUGACGAUAGCGCUCAAGGAGCUCGUUCUUUACGAAGAACUAAACCACUGAAAAAGAUGAACGAUGUGAGCGAUGUAUGUUUAACUGAAUUUGGUUUCUGA